CCAUGUUUGGCACGCGUUCCAGGGGUUGCCCACCCCUGAUCUAGGGGAUCUGAGGCUUAAGGCUUUUUCUUGUUGUUGCGGUUUUUUAAGAUGGAAGAGACCUUAACAUGUUUACAAGCUGAGGGAAGGAGUCCCUGGGCCUAGGGAAAGGUUGACCAAAGAGCUCAUGGAGACAGGAGGGCACAAGGGGAGUGGUUGGCCCUGGGCAAGCUGACGGACAACAGGUGCCAGCCCCACAGUGGGAAUGUGGAAGGUUACUGGAGUUCAACCCUGGUAAAUGUCAGUCAUCUGAUAACCCGCACCCCUGGGUGGUGAUGGGAUGGAAGGGAGCAGCGUGGGUGGCGCCAUUGUGAGGUUAUGGGAAAGUAGCUGACCAAGGUCCUGUAAAAAUGGUUUCAGAGCAGCAGUAAGGAAACCUAAGGGUGUGGUGUGAUUCCCCCACCCCCACCCCCUUCAGCCAGACUUGCUAUUCUGGACGUAUGUGUGGAGGAGGCUCACCGUUGAGGAUGGGAUGCUGGGGUGAUGAACCAUUCUGCUUUUCCCAGGACGGAGGAAUUUUCUGGGACACAGAACUUUUGGUGCUAAAACUGGGAAGUCCUGGCAAAUCAGGACCAGCUGGUCACUCAAGGUGUUGCAGAGCUGGUGGCCAGGAGGCAACAUGGCAAGAGAAUUGAGGGUGCUAGCUGGUGAGAGUUUGUAGCUUAUGCUCUCAGUCCAGUCUGGGGAGAAAGGGAAGUGAGGCUAUUACUUGGUAGUAAUUUGUGAUCAUACCUUCAUUCAUUCAACAAGUAUUAAUUGAGUGCCUACUAUGCUGAGGUCCACACAGAGGAUUUAACCAGAAAGAAGACAGGAAUGCCCUCAUGGACCCUCCUUCCGUGGUGGCUAAUGUCAGUUGGUCUUCAGGACCCAUUCUCACCUCUGUCCAGAGGGCGGACAACUACAGUCUGCAUCUCCCCGGCUUCUUUAAAAGUAGGAUGUGACUUUAGUUCUGCCAAUUAGGUGCAUUCAGGCAAGAUUUACAAACAGCAGUGAGGUAGAGGCCAAUAGCUGGUUGCUUUUCUCUGUUUCUCUGCUGACAAGCAUGGUGGUGAUGACUUGGGGAUCUGGGUAGCAGCGUUUAGGUGUCCAGUCACCAGGUGUGGCGUUGGUGGAGGCAGGUGUGCUGGCGGUGGGUUGCCUCCUGGUAGCUGGGUCACCGUGGGUGUUCUUGAGCUCAGUUCUCCCUGUGGCGGCCUCCUGAUUCCCCACUGAGAUACGGUCUUCGUGGGAGUCCCAGGAAUCUUCCUCAGGAGCCCAGCCAAGAGCCCCUUCCCCUAGCCCUUGCUGCAGUUUUAUAAACACCCAUAUUGAAUGUAUUUCCAUGGAAAAUACCUCAUUUCUGUUUCUAAAACCUGGCACACGUUCUAUUGGCCAAAGUUGUGGGGAUUCACUUUGGAAAUUAACAGCUGAGUUUUUUUAAAUGAUCAUUGAACCCUUGCACAAAUCCCACUCGAGAAAUGAAACUGCUACUGGUCUUGGGUUUUGUGUCUCACUGUGAAGAUCGGAACAGUUUGUACCAGGGUAUGGGGGUGGAAGAAGGGGGAGGCAUCAUCAUCAAGUUACAAUUUGACAGAAGAGGGCAGGGGAGUAGAAAAGGGGAAUUUUUAAAAGAAUUCUAUAUACCUAUCGAUGCCAGUUACGUCUGGCUAGAAAAGGCUUACUGUAGUAGAGUGAAAUGAAACUAAUCUAAUGAUGAUGACAUCAGGAAGACUGGGCAUUUAAAAGCAGGGGAAAAAAAUAAUUGGACUCACAUAGCCCCUCUGUCCCUCAUCCAAGUGAGGCGAAGCAAGUGACUUCGGAGGAGAACACCUCCAUUGGAAAGGAUUCUGAAAGAAAUGAAGAAGCCCAUCAGAAAUGAAGUCAGUGGCCUCAUGGCCUUCUGUUGACUGGACUGGCGUCUUGCCCCUGCGAGGCACUCUGCAGGAUGUUUGCUGAGGUCAUUCAUCAGAUUGACGAGGCGCUCGAUGAAGAUGAGAGGGAGAUGCUCCUGUUUCUGUGCCGAGACGUUGUUGCAGAUGUGUCCGCAUUUAACGUCAGGGACCUUUUGGACAGUUUAAAUGAAAGAGGAAAGCUGUCUCACAUGGGCCUGGCUGAGCUGCUCUACAGAGUGAGGCGGUUUGACCUGCUCAAGCGGAUCUUGAAGAUGGACAAAAGGGCAGUGGAGGCCCACCUGCUCGGACACCCACAUCUUGUUUCAGACUACAGGGUGCUGAUGGCUGAGAUUGGUGAACAUUUGGAUAAAUCUGAUAUGUCCUCAUUAAUUUUUCUCAUGAAGGAUUAUAUGGGCCGAGGCAAGACAGCCAAGGAUAAGAGCUUCUUGGAUCUUGUGAUGGAAUUGGAGAAGCUAAAUCUGGUUGCUCCAGAUCAAUUGGAAUUAUUAGAAAAAUGUCUGAAGAACAUCCAUAGAAUAGACCUGAAGACAAAAAUCCAGAAAUACAAGCAGUCUGCUCAAGGAGCAGAAUCAAGUUAUGUAAAUGGCCUCCAGGCAUCUCUCCCAAACUUGAGUAUUAAGGACCCUUCGUAUAACUUAAGGCUUCAGAAUGGGAGGAGUAAAGGACAAAGACCCAUGGUGAGCCAUCCUGACAUUCAAAGAGAACCAGUGAAGACGUCCGUUCAAGAAUCAGGAGCAUUCCUGCCUCGGCCCAUCCCAGAGGACAGGUACAAGAUGCAGAGCAAGCCCUUGGGAAUCUGCCUGAUACUGGAUUGCAUCGGCAACGACACAGACGUUCUUCGGCACACCUUCACUUCCCUGGGCUUUGAAGUCUGGUGUUUCUCAUUUCUGACGAUGAGCCUUAUGCGUCAUCAUCUUCGCCAAGUUGCCUAUUGGACUCACCACCAAGACAAGGACAGCUUUGUGUGCGUCCUGGUGAGCCGAGGGGGCUCACAGAGCCUGUUUGGUGUGGAUCAGACUCACUCAGGGCUGUCUUUGGAUCAGAUCAGGAGGAUGUUCAGGGGAGAUGCAUGCCCUUCUCUCUUGGGAAAGCCAAAGCUCUUUUUUAUUCAGAACUAUGAGAAGUCAGAGAGUCACAUGGAAGACAGCAGCCUCCCAGAGGUCGAUGGGCUAGCAGCGAGCAACAUGGAUGCCAAGGCCUGGCAGCCUGAGCCCUGCACGGUUCACCCAGAAGCCGACUUCUUCUGGAGCCUGUGCAAGGCAGAUGCAUCUCUGCUGGACCAGUGCCCCACCUUAUCGUCCCGGUACCUACAGUGCCUCUCCCAGAAGCUGCAGCAGGAGAGAAGUCGGCCACUUGUGGAUCUCCACCUUGAACUGAAUAGCAAUAUGUAUGACUGGAACUGCGGAGUACCUGAUAAGGAGAAGUACCAUGUCUUGCUGCAGCAUACUCUGAGAAAGAAACUUUUUCUCUCUUGCAAAUGAAAAGCCCAAGACUGCUGAGCAGACUUCUCCUCUUCCACCUUCCUUGGCCCACACCACCCUGCUCACCAUGGAUAAUGAUAUUGCUGCACGUGUGGACCACACCAGCUCCAGCUUGCGCAGAGCGGGCUUUGGGGGGGAUGCCCCCAGUGCCAUCUGUCU
Molecule: messenger RNA, 3571 nt
Organism: Myotis myotis
Lineage: Eukaryota; Metazoa; Chordata; Mammalia; Chiroptera; Vespertilionidae
Gene: CFLAR
Product: CASP8 and FADD like apoptosis regulator
Exons: 11
Coding region: 1964-3412 (482 amino acids)
Biological process (GO): proteolysis; negative regulation of extrinsic apoptotic signaling pathway via death domain receptors
Molecular function (GO): cysteine-type endopeptidase activity; protein binding
Source: RefSeq, a predicted model, not a curated record